AUUCAGAGCUUGGUGCCAUGCGGGAACGCGGGCGGAAGAGUGGCUCCGCCGUGGGGCCCGGCUUGUACAGCGCGGCUGCCUCGGUUCUGGCCGGACUGGAGCGCCGGGAGGGUGCCCUCAAGACCCUGGUCUACGGGAGCCGAUUCCAGGCGAGUAGAAAUAAAUAUUUGCAUGUAUUUGCAUAAAUUGGAGUGACAAGCUUGGCGAAAGGAGGGGCCUCUACAGAACGGGGUCAGGCAGAUUUAUGACAGAGGCUGCUGCCGACUGCGAUGGUGCAAAUGGAAUCGCCACCUGCGGGUGCUGUCUAUCGUGGGAUGUCAAUAGCGAGUGGAUGACGUCAGAGAAGGGGGCGUCACCCUCAGGCCCUGCAUCAGAUUGGCCACUGUGGGGAAGCAGCCUGAUGAGGCAGGGGAAUGGACCAACUUUGCUCUGGUCCAACAGGUGUAUUUUAUAGGAGGAUAUAAAGCCACUUUGUUAUAUCAAGCCAGGCCAUUCCUGGAGUUAGAAGGGACCAUAAGAGUCCCACAACCCUGAGAUUAAGAAUCCUAUGCUCCACUAGCUCAGCUAUCCAGGUGUUCAUUGAUGCACCUAACACAGUAUUUUCUAGUCUACACUGGCAGCAGUGACUCUCCAGGGUUUUUCUGGCAGUCUUUUUAAAUGCUCAGGUGAGUUGAACAGAUAAAGAACAGCAAGCUUUAAAAAAAGGCAAAUGGCAUCUUAAAGCAAUAAAAUAAGAAAAAGCUGAGCUGCAGGGAUUUUAUAGUUUGAACUCAUAGCCAAGAGAGAUGAUAGGAAAAGAGAGGGAUCUCCUGAAGCUGACGCUGUGCUAAGCUGUUAAGGGGGGGGGCACCUGAGACCUUCCAGAUGUUGCUGGACUCCAAUUCCCAUCAGCCUGUGCAUCCAGUGGCAAGGGAUGAUAGGAGCUAUAGUCCAACAACAUACAGAAGGCCAUGGGUUCCCUGGGGUAAAGUGCGGAGCCCAGCUGUCCAUCAAAUUAUUAUUUCAGGUGUGUGCUGGGGGGGGUGUGUCUUUCCAGACUUAAAAAUAGAAUUCCCUGUUAGUGCUUGUUACCUAAAUCAAGUGCUCAAAGUGGUCAUAGCAGCAAGUAAAGCAGCCCCACUCCCAAGUUGGCAUUUUUCAAGUGUUUUGGACUGUGUUUUCCAUCAGUACUAGCCAGCAGGGACUAAGGAUGGCCAUGGGGCUGAUGGGAGGUGUAGUCCAAAGCACCUUGGAAGCAACAGCAUGGGGGAGGUUGGAGUAAAGUGCCCACUUAGCUGUAAAACAAGGAUAGUCUUUGCUCCAUUAGCGACAAUGAUCCCUGCCACUCUUCCAGAACCCCCGGCUGCUCUGCGCCCUCGUUUCGGAGACCCUUCGCUAUUCUCCUGUGCUGGACUCUAUACUGGAGGCUGCUGGCUUGCUCCGUGCUGAGAAGAAGCUGCAGCCGCACCUGGCAAAGGUGAGUAUGAGGGGCGGUUGCAGUCACAGCCCCUGGGCUCCCCGAUGCCCAGAACAAGUACCCCGUGCUGUCGCCCACUGGUGCCCCUCUCCUUCCUUUUCAGGUGUUGGUGUAUGACUUGCUCUUUGGCAAGGGCCUGCGUGGUGGCGGGCAUGGCAAGGUCCUGGUGCUGAAGCAUCGUGCCCGUCUGCAGGCCGAACUCGCCCGCUUGAAAGUCCAGAAGAAAGUGAGCCGCAAUGAAGAUCUGCUGCCACCGAUGGCGGCAGGAGGGGCUGGCCAAGGUAGGUGGCUGGACGUGAGGUGCCUUGCCAAUAUCUAGGCUACUGCACUGGAAGAACCUAUCUUAAUAUUUCAUGGUUGCCAAAAUGCAUAGUCUCCGGAAUCUCCCCAAACAUAAUGCUGUUCUUGGGAGGCAAUGCACAGGCUCUGACUUGGGCUGACUCCCAGGGAAAGGUGCUUUGAAGUGGGGCAGAGAGACAGGGAAGCAGGCAUUGGGAGUGAGCAGCUCUGCAGCCUGGAUAAGUGCAUAUCCUGGUGGUGCAAAAUUAGGCUCCUGGUCUAUCAAGUUUUAUUUACUUAGGAGAAUUUUUAGACUGCAGACUCACUGCUGUCUCUGCACCUCAAGACCAGCUACAGGGGUGGAAGGGAGUGGGAGUCUUCAUGGUUGAUGAUGAAGGAAGACCAGCAUCUCAGUUUGAGAACUCAGUAUCCCAAGUUCCUUCUUUGUUUCCAGCCCCUCGAGUGCCGCGAUACGUCCGAGUGAACACCUUAAAGACGUGUGUGAGUGACGUUGUUGACUACUUCAAGCGCCAGGGCUACUCUUACCUGGGUAAAGCAGCCAGGUGAGCUUGACAUUCCUACCCUUCUGCUCAGACCCUGCGUGAUCUUGGGAGAGGCUGGUACUUUCAAGGUGUCUGCCUGCUAGCCAGCAAUGGGCUCAAAACCGUGGCUAGAUUUGCUUGCUGUUCCUACUCAGAUCUCUUCCAGAUAGUUGAAAGCCCUCCAAUUGGAGGAGGGGGAAGAGCUUUUUCCCUUAGUGGGCAGAUUCUCUCUGGCAUGGAUUCCCUGCCUUGGGAGGGCACAGCUAGCUGGCUCUGGGCUGUGUGGGUGUUGGGGACCUGGAAUGAAACUUAAUUCCACAUCCCAUUGUAUUUCCCUUCAGCUUGGAGGAUGUGAGCUCCUUGUCAGGGAAGAAAUUCCUGCUGGAUCCCCACCUUCCAGAGCUGCUCAUCUUUGCUCCACAGACGGACCUCCAUGAGAACCAGCUGUAUGCAGCUGGACAUAUAAUUCUUCAGGACAAGGUAAGGGUGGCGUUCUAUCUGUGGCACAGGAAAGUGGGGGAGGGUCAUUUUUGCCCCAGCAGCCUCCUACCUGUUGCCCCUGGAAGUGCUGCGUUCCUGAAACAGACUUCUGCUUUCUUCUAACUGUGGCUUCAGGGUUCCUUCAGGAAUUGUGUUUCCAUGGACAUUGGACUCUGCCUUAUACCAAAUCAGAUCACAAAAAUGUUGGUUGCUAACUCUGUUUUCACCACAUUGGUGGGGCUUCUGAAAUCUGGUGAAUGCAAUGCAGCAAAUGCUCGUCUUUGAGACAGAUGUGCCCUUUAAAAGACAAGAAUGUAAAUGUACCCUUACUGGCUUUUGUCUACAAAGGAGACAACAGCUUUUGGGUGCUGUUCGGUCUGCCUGCUUGUCUCCCUAGGUGUGGGUGGGAAUAGGCUGCCAGGGUUAACAUGUGCUUGUGGGGUGCUGAGAACAGCCUGCUGAGGCCAGGGAGUGUUUGGAAGAGGCAGAUCUCAAGUUCCGCUUUGACUUGGCUCCUCUUGUAGGCCAGCUGCCUGCCUGCUUUCCUCUUGAACCCCCUGCCGGGGUCCCACAUCAUCGAUGCUUGUGCUGCCCCCGGCAACAAAACCAGUCAGCUUGCUGCUAUCCUGAAGAACAAGGGGUAAGUACAGGGAAGCCAAGUAGGUCCUCAAUGGUAAGAGCCAGCUGGGGCAAUUGGCACUUGGGGGGAGAGAUGCACCCUGUAGCCCAAGGCUACACUGCCCCAUCUCACUCUAGGCUUAGACUUUAGUGAGUUUCAAGAGAGGCAGUUCUUGAAUAGUUUUAUUGCUUUAUUGUUCGGCGUCCAGCACGCUUCCCCCUGCGAGCCUCUGCAGGUCAUAAAGCAAUUAGCAAUUAGCAAAGUUGCACAGCGGUUGUGUGUCGAAAGAGCAGUAAAUCAGUCCCAAACGUUUCUUCUGUCCUAAUAUCUCUUUAUUGGAACAAAAUAGCGUAUUUACAAUCUCCAACAGCCAUCCGAGCUAAGCUGCAUCUUCUCUCUCUGCUUGCGUCUGAACAGAAUGCUUUCGAUUCCCACUCAGCACACAGCAUUCCAAGCUGCUUUCCUCACGUCCUGGCUUACUUCCCUUGUAAGCCCCACCUCCAGGCUCGAGGCAUAGAAGGUUAACCCUUCACUACACCCAACAAGGUUUAGACUUUAGUGAGUUUCAAGAGAGGCAGUAAGUCCUGUGUGCCUGUCUCUCCUCUCCCCACCAACCUUCUAGCUCCCAGGGCCUGCCUUGCCCUUUAUGGCCAAUGGUGCCGUUUAGAGGACCUGGAGCAGGAGAGAGACUAGGCCCUGCUUCAUUCAGUUUGACAGGUGUGGGUCCUGCUGGCCCUAGUGAGAGUUAUGAUUGGCUAAGCUCAGUCAGUGGGAGAGGGAGACUGGGCUGGGGUUUUCAGGGUGGUGGUGAGGAGUGUCAAAUUCUCUGGAAGAGGACUCUGCCCUCCCUGACAUGCUUGCUGUGUUUCUUCCGGGUUUCUCUCUCUUUCUGACUUUCUGACUGUGAACACUCACGGCGCUUUUCAUACUCUCAAUGUACAGGCAGAUCUUUGCCUUUGACCUGGAUGCCAAGCGCCUGGCCACAAUGAGCACCAUGCUGGUGAGGGCGGGGGCCACCUGCUACCAGCUGGCACACCAAGACUUCUUAGCCACAGACCCUGCUGAUCCCAAGUACAGCUCUGUGAGAUACAUCCUCCUGGAUCCCUCGUGCAGCGGCUCAGGUGAGCAGGGGAAGGGUCUUGGAGAGCAGAUAUUCCCAUCCUGUGGAACUCCAGCUUUAGUCUUGCACAACUGCGAGCAAAUGUGCCCUGGGGUGUCAGGGUUUUGCGUGCUGAGAGAUCAGUGAGGCAGUAACUGCUCUGGGGUGGUCCUAAGUGCUUGGCUACUCAGUCUUGGUACCACAGAGGUGGCCUCUGAGCCCCAGGCAAUCAUCUGCUGCCCCUCUUAAGCCAGGAAGAGAAAUUGGUGGAUGUUGGCCAGGGAAUUAUGGUGCAUUUGCUUUUAUUUUUUUAUUUUUAGUCUAGCUAAGGAUACCUUUGGCCCUUCCUCUUCCCAAUGGGGUGAGUGAUGGUCUCUCCAGAGUUUGUGAAACCUGGUGGAGUUGACCAGGGUUCACUUUAUGAAUUUAUACCAAAGGCUUCCUAUGGAAACUUCCAUAAUACAGACUCUGGUGGGCCGAAUAAUCUCUGGACUCCUACGUUUUCUGCACUGUGAGCUCCAGCCCAACCCUAUAGCAAAGGCUGCCUAUUUUAGGGCAGGGCCUCCCCAUUAGGUGUGCUCAGGACUGGGGGCCACUUGCUACCAGGCAGAUCCCAGCCUGAAAGCUGAACUCCAGCUACCACCAACCUAACCUGCUGAGCCCCAACCCUGCAGCCUUGGUGCAGUUGUAGCCUAUAGCACCAGGUUAGGGAAGGCUGGGUCCGUCUCAUGUACCUUUGUUCCCAGGAAUGGUCAGCCGGGUGCCAGUUGAGGAAGAGAAUGCCAACCUCCCUGAGCGCCUGCAGGCGCUGUCCAGGUUCCAGCGGAAAAUGCUGGCUCAUGCACUGAAGUUCCCUGCUCUCCAGCGCCUGGUCUACUCUACCUGCUCAGUGCACCAGGAGGAGAAUGAGGAUGUGGUGCUGGAUGUGCUGAAGCAAUGGGAAAAGGAGUUCAGGUACUGGAGAGGAGGGGGUUGGGCAGAGGGUAAUGGUGGCCGCAGGGCUCAAAACACAGGCAGGCUUGACAGAGCUGGCUUGGGGGCCAAGGCGGUUCAGCCUUAUGCCACCUUCCUGGAGGGGUUUACCUAAUACAUUCGGACGUAGGAGUGAGGAUGCAAGGUCAAUAAAGGAGAGGCGGCCAGAAGGGCCAGUUAGUUAGUUAGUUAAUCAUUCAUACCCCAUUCACAGGUUAUAGCAUUAAAACACAAUAUAGGCAACUCCCAAUUUACGUGGGGGUUCGUUCCAGGGCACUGCACGUUUAAUUGAAAUUGUGUAUAUUUGAAACACCAUUGAGAAAGCCUGCAAUUGCCCCUUUUUGUGACAUUUUUGGGUCACUUCUGGUCGUGCACAUAUUGGAUAUACCUAAAACAUUUGCUGCCUAUAUUAAAAACAAAACUUACCAUCAAAAUAAGGUGUGUUCUUAAAACAAACACCUCGAGCGUCAAAACCCAGGAUAGAGUUUAGCCUCCUGCCUCAAGAACCUGUACUUCUUCCGUCCAGAAUCAUUUGGUGACUCCUGCUGCAUCACUGUCCUCUCCGGACGCAGCCAAGCCCGGUACAACCUCCUGUAUUUGUUACGAAGUUAAGGAUAGGUGCCUCCCCAAGACUGAAAGUGGGUGGGGUGUUACCUGCUGCUUCCAUUCCACUACCAGAGGGAGGCCACAAGGGAGCUUGCCACUCACAGGAGUCUUGCCUUUCCCCUUCUUGCAGGCUGGUGGAAGUCCUGCCUUCCUGGUCCCAGCGGGGCUUGGCCACUUGCGCCAAGGCAAAGUGCUUCCUGAGGGCUUCCCCAAAGGAAACACUGACAAACGGCUUCUUCGUGGCGGUCUUGGAGAGGCAGCCGGCGGGAGCCUCCGGGCCCAGGUGAGUGGGGCACUUGCUACCCUUUCUACUAUGCUGGAGAAAGGACUGGAGGGGCAUGAUCCAGGCACAACACUCAAGAGGGGACGCAGUGGGAUUUCUGGCUUCAAACCUCCAAAGCUACCUGGAGCUUCCCCACACCCUCCUGCAAACGCUGUGUGGGCUGAUCUUUUUUAUAUCACAUAGGAAAAUGAGGGUACCUUUGUUUAAAAACUGAAAUGACAAGUUAAAUGUAAUUAUAUAUGCAUUUGGUGCUGGGGCGCACAUUAUAUACUGCUUUUUGUAUAAUUGAGUGAAAACAGCAACAUAUUUUUUUUUUGUGGGGAAACAUAACACUAAUCCAAAGUUUUGAGGAUUCUAGUGUAGACACAGCCCUCCCUGUUCUCCUUUUAUACUAAAUCACAUGCUCCUAUUUAAGCAGCAUGCAAAAUAGGUCCGUGUAGCCUAACGGAAGGCGGCCAAGCAGGCCUUUGCAGGUUGCUUUGAUCAGCCAUGCUGAUUCUUCCAGUUGUGUGAAGCAGGGCAUACACAACCCUCCAGGCCUUUUUGAUCCUCCGAAGGUCACACUCCACUCAGUCCUUCUGCUUGGCUGGAACUUGGUGAUGCCUUUUGCUUACCCGGCUAGAGGUGGUGGGACUUGCAAGCCAGAGCCAUGGAGCUUCAGGAAGAGGGAAGGCUUAGAGGAGCUGGGGAUAGAGGGCUGCUUGUACCUUUGCUAACACCUGCCAUUUUUGUGCCCCUAGCUCCCCACAAGAGUUCUCCCAGACUGUCAGUGAAGUAGGUGCAGACCCGUGCCUUCCUCUUAAGAAAAAGAGGAGGAAGAAGAAACCAGAGACUUAAGAAGCCUUGUAGGAUUGACUUGUAAAGACAAUCACGAGACAACACAGACUCUGCUAUAGGAAGUCGGCACCAGAGAACUUUGCAGGCUCUGGAAUAAAAGUUUGCACAGAAGUGUUAUUCUCUCCUCUUCUCCAAUUUAUUCCAGAGUGUUGUGAAUCAUGGCAGGAUGUUGGUAGAUGAAGAUAGUGGACUGGCCAUUAUUGGGGUGGUGGGUGCUGUAACUUAAAAGGCACCCACCCCGCACUGUUUAAUUCUACUCUGGGAAGGAGCUGUCUUGAAACUACUGGUCUUUGCCACUUCUGUCUGCCCAGAACAUGCAGUCUGCAGGUACAGACCCAACGUCACUGAAGCUAAGCAAGGUCAGUGGCCUAUUACCUGCUUGGGUAUGACAUGUGUGUUGCCUUUGCUGGAGUAUAAAUAAGGAAAUAAUUUUGUGCUAUGCAGAUCCAUCUGAAGUGGGCAGGCCUCCUCCAUCAUUCAGGAAAACCCAGGGGUGAGUUGGCUGCUGCUGCCUUUGGGAAAUACCUCCCGCUAAAACAGAAAGACACUCUCCAUCUCAAGCAGUUUUGUUUUAUUUUAAAUCAACAUAAGCAAGGAAAAGAAAUUGCACAUUCACGCUAAAACCCUCAACAGGAAUGAUCCAAGUCUUCAUUGCGACAUUUUCUUUUUUUAAAAAAAGUCAAUCAUUCUCCCCAUCCUCACAGACGUCAUCCCACUCACACAGUUGACGCUGGCACUCUGCACACAAUCAAUGGAAAGGCUGCAGCCUGGGGUGGCGGGGAGGGUCCCAAGCUGUUUCCCUUAGCAAGCUCAGGAUGUGGUGGCUACCUGGCUGGGCAGAGACGUGACUGAGGUAAAGGGAGAGAGGCAGCCCGAGCUCAGGAAGCACUUGUUGUCUCCACUUUCACAGAAUUGGGUUUCUUUGGGGGGGGGGGGGAAGGGAUACAAAGGGGGUUCUUAAAGACAGCACCAUUCCCAUAGCAAGGCACUGCUCCGCUUAUUACCAGCAUGCCAAUGUCAGGCAGUGAUCUGUGGAAGCCUCGUUCUUUUAGAAACCUCCCCCCACCCCACAUCCAGGGGCUGGAUGGAAGCUUUUGGCUACUGCCUCUCCAAUAGCCCAGACAGAACGCUCACUCCCCAUGCCAGGCACCCUCUAAAUGUGCAAGAGCUCUCAAGCAUUACAGGACAGACAAAGCCACAUCCACAUUAUAAAACAAGAACAUGGAAUGGGAUGGGGCGGGGGGAGGCAGACGAGGGGCUCCCAGCCUGAGACUGUUGCAGCCCGGCCACCUCCCGCUCCUCAGAGCUCCCCGCCCCAGCUAAUUUCCUAAUGAACAGCUUUGCACUUUCACACACUUCUAUGAACCAAGCUUGAAGGAAUUCAAAGGCAAUUUAGCUUAAAUACAAAAAUAAAGUUUCAUUUUGUUAAAAAAUGUUUAAAUAUUUUUUUCUUAAA
Messenger RNA from Podarcis lilfordi (Lilford's wall lizard), 8629 nucleotides. NCBI's taxonomy places the organism in Eukaryota, Metazoa, Chordata, Lepidosauria, Squamata, Lacertidae. The record is from the annotation of a GenBank genome assembly.